UCCCUUCCUUUAAUCUCUUUUGUGUUCAUAGAUCGGCGGUUAGGUCCUAAAAUCAAAUGUGUCGGGACAUCUAUUCUUGGUGACAGACAUUGGUGCACCCCUUGGUGACCCAUCGAUAGUUAGGUGUAGAUGCGGACAAGUCCCAAGAGGGGAUCUCGGUCCGUGUCAUCGGCUCCUCAUAAGACCGCUCUCUCUUUUUUUUCUCUCUCCUCUCUCUCUCUCUCUCGCCCUGUAUCUGGAAUCCUUUAAAUUUCGGUCUCGUCUCGUAUCACCAGUCCGAUCUUCUUGUUCUUCUUCGUCGCCGCCGUCGUCGUACAGUUAAUUCUUAGGGACGGCCAUUUGAAACGAAAGAGGAAGGAUGUUGGGGAUUAUAAGGCAAAAAGUUGGUUCUGCAGGCUUCCCUGCUUCGAUCGUGGGACAGGCCUUGCAGAGGGUCCGGCCUACCGCAUUUGCAUCACGCAAUUACUCGACUGCAGCCAAAGAGAUGACAGUCCGAGAUGCCUUAAAUUCUGCACUUGAUGAGGAAAUGUCUGCUGAUCCUAAAGUGUUUUUGAUGGGUGAAGAGGUUGGAGAAUACCAGGGUGCAUACAAGAUUUCUAAAGGUCUUCUGGAGAAGUAUGGUCCUGAGAGGGUUCUUGAUACUCCUAUAACAGAGGCUGGUUUCGCUGGAAUUGGAGUUGGUGCUGCUUACUAUGGUCUUCGUCCUGUUGUAGAGUUUAUGACAUUUAACUUCUCCAUGCAGGCAAUUGACCAUAUCAUUAACUCAGCCGCAAAAUCGAACUACAUGUCUGCUGGUCAGUUAUCUGUACCUAUUGUUUUUAGAGGACCAAAUGGUGCUGCUGCUGGAGUUGGUGCACAACACUCCCAGUGUUAUGCAGCAUGGUAUGGUUCUUGUCCUGGGUUAAAAGUAUUGGCUCCAUACUCAUCAGAGGAUGCUCGUGGCCUUCUAAAAGCUGCUAUAAGGGACCCUGAUCCUGUUGUUUUCCUUGAAAAUGAGUUGUUGUAUGGUGAGUCUUUCCCUGUUUCAGCAGAAGCUCUUGAUUCUAGUUUUGUUCUUCCAAUAGGAAAGGCUAAGAUUGAGCGGGAAGGAAAGGAUGUUACAAUUACUGCUUUCUCAAAGAUGGUUGGUUAUGCACUUAAGGCUGCUGAUAUACUUGCAAAGGAAGGAAUUAGUGCUGAGAUUAUAAAUCUGCGUUCGAUCAGGCCACUAGAUAGAUCAACAAUUAAUGCUUCUGUCUGGAAAACCAAUAGACUGGUAACAGUUGAAGAAGGAUUCCCUCAGCAUGGAGUUGGGGCUGAGAUCUGUAUGUCUGUUAUUGAAGAGAGCUUUGGCUAUCUUGAUGCACCAGUAGAGAGGAUUGCUGGAGCUGAUGUUCCCAUGCCAUACGCUGCAAAUUUAGAAAGAAUGGCCGUUCCACAGGUUGAGGAUAUCGUUCGUGCUGCAAAAAGGGCAUGCUACAGAUCUGUUCCCAUGGCUGCAGCCGCUUAGGAGCAGCUACUUGGCUUUUUCUGUUUUUUCCUUUUCUUAUUGAACUUGUCAAGGGGUUGCAUUCAUGAAAGUUCCGAAAAGCUUAGUUUGCUGUGGAAAACAUUUAAUUUGGGCCCUUUUUAGAAGGGCUUAUUGUAUUCCUUUUUCUCCCCAUCCAUUAUCGGGGUGGGACUGCGCAUUUACCUGAGAGCCCAUUGGACACUAAGAAGAUAAUGAAUUCUGAGACGAGCAUUUUGAUAUGCUUGGUCCUUUUGUUUUUUGUAUAAAUGCCCAUUGAUGAUCAUUGAAUAUGUAAUUGGGCUACUGUGUUAUGUUGAAAUUCCUGCAUAUGCAGAUUUUGUUGCUAUUUCAUUCAGGUUUUAUUUGAA
Molecule: messenger RNA, 1857 nt
Organism: Nelumbo nucifera (sacred lotus)
Lineage: Eukaryota; Viridiplantae; Streptophyta; Magnoliopsida; Proteales; Nelumbonaceae
Product: pyruvate dehydrogenase E1 component subunit beta-1, mitochondrial
Biological process (GO): pyruvate decarboxylation to acetyl-CoA
Cellular component (GO): pyruvate dehydrogenase complex
Molecular function (GO): pyruvate dehydrogenase (acetyl-transferring) activity
Source: RefSeq, a predicted model, not a curated record